GGAUAGAUGGAUAAGCAUGUCUGGUUCAGGGGUUUAAGAAUUUUUGGAAGCGACAUAAGUCUCACUCGGACACAGUUCCGUCUCCCUCCAUUUUCUUCUCCGAUCCGAACUCGGUGUAACAAGAUUGGAUUAAGAAGGAAAAAAAAGCAGCUAUGGCAAGUUUUAUAAUGGCCACACCGUUUCCUGGAUCUCUCACUCAAUGCAAGAAAACGAAUAACAUGUCCCUUCAGAGAGCCUUUAAAGUAACUUCUAUGCAGACACCGUUGGAGGAGCUAUAUAACGUUAAAGUGGAACGGAAAGUGUCACAGAGACGGUUAGAGGAGCUCGGGGUUUCGAGAUGGUCAGUUUGGAGGACUGGGAAAUGCAAACUGCCGUGGGACUGGCAGGUUGAUCAGUUGGUUUACAUUGAAGAAGGAGAGGUUCGUGUUGUUCCCCAAGGCAGCGAGAGGUUUAUGCAGUUUUUGGCUGGAGAUCUUGUUCGGUACCCGAAAUGGUUAGAGGCUGAUCUUUUCUUCAACGCUCCUUACCGUGAACGGUAUUGUUUCAAGGCCUAUGGCGAUGAUUGAUUCAAAUGUAGAGUUUUGAGUUUAGAGCCCUCAUGAAGGUUUGCACUUGUGUUUGUUGUUUGUUGUUGUAGUCUGAUGGAUCCUUUUGGGAAUGAUAUAAAAAAUAACAAAACAAUUUCUCUUA
Messenger RNA from Raphanus sativus (radish), 690 nucleotides. RefSeq lists its product as uncharacterized. The transcript has 2 exons. The record is from RefSeq and is a predicted model, not a curated record. NCBI's taxonomy places the organism in Eukaryota, Viridiplantae, Streptophyta, Magnoliopsida, Brassicales, Brassicaceae. Bases 153 to 566 code for a protein of 137 amino acids.